CGGCGGUCAGUCGAAUGCCGGCACGCGGCGAAAGAUGACGUCCGAAGAGCGCGAGUGUGUCGCAUGGCGCGCGCGGCCGCGCGGCUCGUGACGGCGGCCGCGGCAUGUGAUGUUCCGGAGACGCGGCCUGCGCCGGCGGCUGGCUUCUGCCGGCGCGCCCUCGGUGCCCGACGACCAGCUGCGGCGGCUGGCGCGCGCCAUCGACGCGGGCGCCGCCGGCGAGUGCGUGCCCGGAGACGUCCAGCUCCGCCUCGCCGUCACCCGUGCCUUCAGGUUCCCCGACGUCCGCGAGCUGGCUGAGGUGCGCCGUCUGCCGCUCUGCUCCGAGCCCCACUGCUGCAACCCUCACCACUGGAGCCGCCUCUGCAAGCCCGAAACCCCUCCCCCACCAUACAGCCGGUACGCAAUGGAUGACGUCAAAGCUAAAGAACAUGGCGAGAGUACAGCGGAUGCCAGGCGGACUGAUCAUGAGCGGCUACCGACGGGGUCACUGGCCACUGAUGGAGAAGAGAAACCUAGCUGGGAAGCGGAGUGGUGCCGGCUAGCUUAUUGGGAGCUGACGCGGCGCGUGGGCCGCCAGUUCGGUGUGCGCGUGCGCGCCGUCGAUGUGUUCGGCGGCAGCGACGGCGCAUGCGGCUCUGGCAGGCACGGGCUGUGUCUCGAUGCGCUGGACACCCGGGGCGACGCGCCGCAAGUUGAACAGGUGCGAAAAACCCGAGCGAAGAUCGGCCUAGGAGUGACCUUGUCGUUAGAAUCCGACGGGGUCUGGCUAUACAAUCGGAGUCAAGAGCCGGUCUUCGUGAGCUCGCCAGCGCUAGAUGCUGCAGCCGCUAAGGCCUUGCUAGUCUGGCGGGUUGCCCCUGGACACUGUCUCUGCAUCUUCGACCCUGCCGCUCCCCCACCCGCUACCUCUCUUCCCAAUAUCGGGCCAGUGGAUCCCCGGUCUGUGAGGAUCUCCUUCGCUAAAGGCUGGGGCCCAAAGUACUCCAGGAGAGAUGUAACGGCGUGCCCCUGUUGGUUGGAGGUGUUGCUGCCCCCGGCAAGCUGACGCAAAGACUAGAGUGAUGUGGUGUUCUUAAUUCAAACUGGCGGUCUGUUCUGGCAUUUAAUUUUGAAAUGGAUUUAAAAACUUACGUCUCUUUUAAUUUAUUUUAAUUUCAAUUUUGCAUGCUGCCUGCAAGUCUAAAUAGACUUUUUUAAAUAUUAAAUUUUUAAAUCCAUUUUAUUUUUUUAUAAAGGAACAUUCUGCAGUGCAUUUUAGACAAAAAAGUGGAAAACAGACCAAAAGUGUUGUAGAGAGUGGACAUUUUGAUAUACACAGACAUUUUCGAGAAUUCGUUGGUUUAUAUUUACCAGUACAGUAAGUGCUAUGUGUAACUGAGUACAUUGUUGAAUGAAAUCUUUGCGCAAAAUAGCGGGGGAUUUUUUUAUUCAUUUUAAUAGUAAGUACGUAAUCAGUUUUACAAAGCAUUGAAUAUGUUAUAAAAUAAAAAUACGUUAUAUUAUUACUUUAAAUUUCCGAUUCCAUCGGUAUUGUUUUCAAAAUAUGAGGAUUAUAAGGAUUACAUCUUCAUUAAACAACUUUAUUUAAAUGUUUCGUUAAAUCUUCAAUGUAUCCAAUAUAUCGAAGAUGUUUUGUACCAGACUAAUCAUCAAUAUUCACAAACGCGUAAAAUGAGGCCUUUUGACUAGUGAUUCAAACAUUGUGAUCGAAAGAUUUCGUGAGAAUUUAUAAUGAAACAAGAUGCGUUUGAAAUAUUUCAAAGAAAACUUUUGGACAUUUUUUAAUUUUUCGUUACUUUUUUCUUUAUUUGGAUAUGAAUUUGUUUAUUAAACUACUCGCUCAGAUUGGAAAAGCCAAUUUUGUUGUCGAGUACAUUUUUAUACACCAUUUGUUUUCUUGAAAAAUAUUCAGCGUUAUCUCAAUUACCGAGGCCUUACAUUCAAAAAAACUAUGUAGGUACCAUUUUGUAUAGUGUUCAUCUAUACAUUUUUCUACAAUUGUAUAAUAUUGUAUAAAACUCGGCUUUAAGACAACGCGAGACUGUAUAUAUAAAAGUUUAUGUAAAGUAAAUAUUUGUAAUAACUACCUACUUAUUUAUAAUUUUAAAUAUGCCUUACCUUAGCUUGUAAAGUUAUUUAAGUCUAGAGUAUAGUUGUAUUUCAUUUUUGUACAAAAGUUAAUUUGACACAAUUUUGUAUUGCGAAUUGAUAAAUUGUUUAAUGCGAAGAAGGCUGUGUGAAAAGCAUUUCUACUGACUUCAGAGGAUAGGUGGAACUGGGUAGUGGCAAUAACUUUUCGAAAAACAAUUUUACUGAUGAUGAAUGAAUAAUAAGGCGGUGGUUAGACGCUGUCGUCUGGUCAAGUCAAAAUGAUUGUUAUAAAUCCAACAGAUACUUUUCGGCACUUACCUUAAUUGUUUUUAUUUCGAAAAAUGUGAUGUCACAAACCCAGUUUAUAAAGUGUAUCUGAGACCGCGUCGUGAAGUGGGAGCAACACAAAACCUCUAGUUGUUUAGCCUCACUUUGAUCUUUUAGUUUGUCUAAUCAAAAAAAGAUCUGCCAAUAUACAUAGUUUUAUAAAACCUAGUGCAAUCAACUUGAUUUUUAUAAACAUAGAUAGGUGAAUUGUCUAAAACAGAUUAUAAAACAUAGUGCCUUGCGUUGUAUUCAAAUAUGAUUAAAUAAAAUUUAUAAUCCGAAAAUUAUAUAGGGUAAACAGUCAAUUUCACUGGCCUAUACGAAUAAGUCUAAACAUAAUAUAUAUGUAUACAAAAAUAAUGUUUUAAAUAAGGAACUAUUGUGGCAAAUUGUAUUACGUAAUUUAGCCAGGUUUGGUUUCAUAAUUAUGUCUUCUUUUAAACUUGUGCCUUUUCUCGGGUCAUAGAAAUCAAAUCAUAUUAAAUCCGCCAUGCAAACAUUUGGCUGUCAAGUUUGGGACAUACUAUGACAAAUUUAUAAAAUUAUUCAAUGCAACGUACCACUUAAGUACUUAAACUUUCAUUAUGUUGAUAGAAAACAACCAUAAAUAAUUGAAUCGUACAGAGAAAGGAUUUCCACAACUCGGCUGCAAAAAAAAAGUCUUAAUAAUUUUAAGUGGCUGCAAAUACAAGCUCGUAUUUAAGGAUAUAACGCUUAGAACAAAGUGAGCUGACUUGACAAUAAGAUAUUUCAUUCUAGUCUUAGAAAAAUCUUGUUUUGUCAAUAUCCAUAAGUAAUUCAAUAAUUAGGGCAUACUUACAAGAGGCCAGUUUGUGAAAAUAUACCAAAAUUUAAUAGAUUGGUAAUUUUCUACGAAUUUUUUAAUCUGUAUGAAAUCACUUGCUGCAAAAAUUGUGCACAAUUUUGUGAAAAUGAACACGAGAUAUUCGGUAAAUAUACUUUAAAUUAUAUAAUGAAGUUGUACAUAAUAUGCUGUCACAAAUCGCAAACCCAGCAUAAUUCCGUCGUUAAAAAGUUAUGAUGUUAUUUAUUUGGAAAAUUUUAACGAAUUCUGCUAUUUUAGUCAUUGCAUUAGACUGAUGUAGCGCCUUAAACAACAAAAAGCAUGAUUUUGAACAAUGUGUAAUAAUGAUAUGAAACGAGGCACUUGCAUGUUAAUUUUGUGUCGAAAAAUUGUGAACUUUCAAAAUGUUGUUGAAAUAAAUUUGAGAUGAUAUACAUUGUUGAAAAUAUGUUGAAGCUAAAAUAUUAAUAUAAAGUAGAUAGUAACUGUUCUCCCUGAUUCGCUGGUACCGUGUAGAGGACGUGGCAGCCUGGGUUCGAGUCUGUUGUACCUCGAGGCAAGGCAGCCACACCAACCUUUGUGAGUCUGACAGACGAUGGAUGAGAUUAUGGUAUGAUAAAUUAUAAAUAAAGAAAGAGAAUAUUUUUAAAAAG
Messenger RNA from Pectinophora gossypiella (pink bollworm), 3879 nucleotides. RefSeq names its product mothers against decapentaplegic homolog 6 (gene Dad). Gene Ontology annotation, biological process: transforming growth factor beta receptor signaling pathway; BMP signaling pathway; cell differentiation. The coding region runs from base 110 to 1048 and encodes 312 amino acids. NCBI's taxonomy places the organism in Eukaryota, Metazoa, Arthropoda, Insecta, Lepidoptera, Gelechiidae. The transcript has 5 exons. Gene Ontology annotation, molecular function: transcription regulator inhibitor activity; I-SMAD binding. The record is from RefSeq and is a predicted model, not a curated record. Gene Ontology annotation, cellular component: heteromeric SMAD protein complex.